UCGGCGCUGGGCAUCCUGGCGCAUCAGCACCAUGAAAUCAGGCCUCCUCCUCCUCCUUGGGCUCCUCGCCCUCUGGGCUGAGCUGCCGCCUGCCUCUGGGCAGCUCCGUCAAGCGAACGCGAUCUGCAGUCUCCCUGCGGAUCCCGGCCCGUGUGAAGCCUACAUGCCCAGCUACUUCUACAACUCGGCCACCCAGAGGUGUGAGCAGUUCAUUUAUGGCGGCUGCCGGGGCAAUGGGAACAGGUUUCCCAAUGUGGACGAAUGUCUCAAGACCUGUGGAAACUCAGCAGCUGCUGCAACGCUUCAAGGGCAAAUACUGGUGAACACGUCUGGUGAAGCCACUUUUCACUCGUUGCUCAGCUCCAGCAUGUCCUAUGCAGCACAGCGUUCUGCUGUCAACACAGUGAAAAGAGGCGAGUGCCCUGCUCCCAUCAAGGCGGGGGCUGCGAACUGCAAUAACUUCUGCUCCACGGACGCUGACUGCCCCGGAUCUGAGCGCUGCUGCAGUAACGGCUGCGGGAGGGAGUGCAGACUCCCCAUAGGAGUAAACCCAGGGUACUGCCCGAAGUUCAACUCCGACAUGAUUACAAUCUGCCUUGUGCAAUGCAGCAAUGACAAGGAAUGUGGAGCUGGCAGCAAGUGCUGCAGCCUGGGAUGCCAUGUGCAGUGCGCACCGGCAGUGCCAGCCAAACCCGGCAUCUGCCCCAAGAGGACAGUGCUGCAGACGUUCGCUCCAUGCGAGAAUAAGUGCAGCGACGACAGGGUCUGUCCCAACAGGCAGAAAUGCUGCUUUACUGGCUGUGGCCUCAGCUGUCUGGCUCCUGUAACAGGUGACAUUUGCCGACUCCCGCCUAAGACGGGCCCUUGCAAGCGAUACAUCCCUCGCUUCUUCUACCACCCGGCCUCCAGGACAUGCAAAAGGUUCAUCUACGGCGGCUGCCAGGGCAACGGGAACAACUUUAGAACUCUCCAGGAGUGCCAGCGGGCCUGCAGGAAACGCGGGCCGACCAGAGAGAGAGACCGGGACGAGCCGAGAGCGUGACAGCAGGGCCUGUGGGGGGAUGGGACAGGAUCCGCCAAUCCGGUCCCCACCUGACACCCACCCCCAGUCGCCCGUGGGCCUGAUCUCGCCCCGCACGUGGCUUGUGUAAUAAAGAGCUCAGCUCAGCUGGCCUCCCUGUGA
This is a messenger RNA of Mauremys reevesii (Reeves's turtle), 1183 nucleotides long. RefSeq names its product papilin-like. The transcript is spliced from 8 exons. Gene Ontology annotation, cellular component: extracellular region. NCBI's taxonomy places the organism in Eukaryota, Metazoa, Chordata, Testudines, Geoemydidae. Gene Ontology annotation, molecular function: serine-type endopeptidase inhibitor activity. The record is from RefSeq and is a predicted model, not a curated record. Gene Ontology annotation, biological process: negative regulation of peptidase activity. Bases 32 to 1042 code for a protein of 336 amino acids.